AGUGUUCCAGGUAGCACCGGACCCCCCGCCGCCACCAAGCCGCUGAUCGGAUCAACUUCGCCGGAAGCAGGAAACAACAGGGCCACCAGCGAGAACCUGAACAACAACAGUACCAGCAGAAGCAUCAGCAGCAGCAUGGCGGUGGUGCGCAAGAAACAGGACGACAAGUACCUGCUCGCCCUUCGGGAGCUGGUGACGAGCGGGGCGGGAAACCGGCAGUGCUUCGACUGUGGCCAGAAGGGUCCUACCUACGUGAACAUGACGAUCGGUUCCUUUGUCUGUACCCGAUGCUCGGGUGUGCUACGGGGACUGACGCCGCCACAUCGUGUGAAAUCCAUAUCGAUGGCCACCUUCACACAAGAGGAGAUCGACUUCCUGCGCUCGCACGGCAACGAGCUGUGCGCCAAGACCUGGCUGGGCUUGUGGGACCCCAAGCGGGCCGCCCACCAGCAGCAGCAGGACCAGCGGGAGCUAAUGACCGACAAGUAUGAGCGGAAGCGUUACUACCUAGAGCCAGCCAGUCCGUUGAAGUCGCUCAAUCUGAAGGCUGCUGCUCCCGUGAACCUGCAGAGUCACAGCCACAAUGGCCACCAUCACAAUGGAGUGAGUGUCUCGACGCUGUCGAGCAAUGGAUAUGCCAGCAUUCACCUGACGCCGCCUGCCGCCCAGCGCACCACAGCCAAUGGCCUGCACAAGGGCACACCCGUCUCCAGCUCCUCAGCCACGUCCACGAGCAUCAGCAGGCCGCAGCAUCACCAUCACAGCAACAACAACCAUGACGCUUUUGGGCUGAACGGAGUAGGACUUACCAGCCUCAACAGCGCCGGAUCCACGUCCACGGGCGCCCUCUCGGACACUAGCAGCUGCGCCAGCAACGGGUUUGCCGGUGAAACUGACUUUGUGGCGGACUUUGGCACGGCCAAUAUCUUUGAUGCGACUUCGGCAAGAUCCACAGGCUCACCGGCCGUCUCCUCGGCCUCAUCGGUGAGCUCCACGAAUGGAUAUGCCAAGGUACAGCCCAUUCGAGCGGCCCACCUACACCAGCAGCAGCAGCAGCAGCAGCAACAGCAGCUACUGAAUGGCAGCCAGGGAGCGGAGAACUUUGCGGACUUUGAUCAUGCGCCCAUCUUCAAUGGCGUGGCUCCCAGGGCGGUGAAGGCGCUGCCGCCAGUGUUCAACGGUUGGGUGAGUGACUGGAGCAGGCACAACUUCCACGAUCCCUUCGACGAUAGAAAUUGGCUGCCGCCAAAGCCACAAACUACUCCUGCAGCAGCAGCAUCCAGGGUGAACGAAGAGCCCGCGCUGAACUGGAGCUUCUGGCAGGAGCAGAUGCACAUGGAGCCAGAGCCAGAGAUGGAAUACUCCAUGAUCCAACGCACAAACUCUACCAACUCCUGGUACUCGAGCGGCGAAGAGCCACCACUGUCGCCGACAAAUCCCUUUCUGUCUGCAGAGCCUCCGCUGCCUCCGCCAAGCCGUGCCUCCUACUUGUUGUUCAGCUCCCUGUCGAGCAGUUUUCCCGAGGAGGAGGAGUACGAGUAUCAAGCGGAAGAGGCAGCAGCACAGCCACAAGCGGAACAGCAAAACCAAGAACCAAAUCCAACUUCAAGUUCAAGUCAAGAUUCCGACAUAUUGAAUGCCAAUUUCAGUGAUUUCUUUACGUGGAGCGCUCCGCUGCAGAAUGGCCACACGCCACCCGCAGGCCAUAGUGCAUCGGCUGUGGCGCCCAGCGAGGACCGCUAUGCGGCACUCAAGGACCUCGAUGAGCAGCUGCGCGAAUUGAAGGCCAGUGAGUCGUCCGCCUCGGAGGCACCAACGCCCACCAAUGGCAACAACAACAACAACAACAACAAUGGCCACCAGGCGACGGACGCCUUUGGCAGCGCUCUUAUCAACAACAAUCCGAAUCCUUUCAAGAGCCAGCAGCAGCAGCAGAUGCUAAGCAAUCACGUGGUGAAUCCAUUCCAGCAGCAGCAACAGCAGCAGCAGCAGCAGCAGCAGCAGCAGAAUCUCUAUGGCCAGUUGACGCUCAUACCAAAUGCAUACGGCAGCAGUCCCCAACAGCAGCAGCAGCAGACAAACUUCUUUAACUUUAAUAACAAUGGCUAUGCCAUGGGCCAGGGUCUGCCCAAUGGCUGCGGCUUUGGCAGCAUGCAGCCAGCACCAGUUAUGGCCAACAAUCCUUUUGCAGCAAGCGGCGCCAUGAACACCAAUAAUCCAUUUUUAUGAGACUCAAGCCAGAAGCAACACUCGCCACUCGACGCCACUUGGCUGAGACGCUGACAGCCAGCCAGAACAAAGCGGGGGACUCCAGAAGGAACAACUGCGCUGCGAGUGAACCGAACCGAAAUUAGUCCAUUUUACGAACAAUAGCAUUAAUCUACUAUAUACGAGUACGAGUACGAUGCAUAAAAAACACACUCUAACGGCUGGUGUACAUAGGUGAAAAUGUGUACGCGCCUCCAGAGCGGGAUGAUAUAUACAUAUAUAUAUAUUCUUUUAUAUGAUAAAAAUCUAGAACAUGUACUAAUACUAGUGAGAGGCAAAGUACUCUCUCUCAGCCUCUCUUCUCUGUCUCUCUGUCUCUGGCGAUUUCAAUGUCACCUGUCACCUGUCCCCUCUAGCACUUUCGUUGCGGAUAAGAAACUCUGUCAGUUAUUGAUUGUGUGGCCUUAAUAAGAUUAUAAAACUAUAAAUUAUACGGAUAGAGAUACCAUAAACAGAUACUACCCCAGAUAUAUAUACAUAUAUGCUUUUGUACCUAAUGAAUUUGCUUCUUAUUUCUGUACCCUGACUCUCUGCUCGCUUACCUUUUCCGUAAGUCAGCCGCAGCUGCACGUACGUGCAGAUUGCUCAAUAAAAAGUUUAACUUUGUUACACCACCAACAGACGUUAGUACGUGCGUACAAACGGUCUGUCUGUGUCGUGUGAGUGGAGUAUUUAUAAUUGUAAGCCCCAAAUGUAAUACCGCCCCAUACGGAACCCCCAACCGACCCCUCAUCCAUGAAUCACGUUCACAUGCUCACUCUGCACAUGCCCAUGCCCAUGUCCAGAUAAGAAGCAAAGAAUUUUUUCCAUUUUUAGCCUUACAAACAGAAACAUUAUCGAAGCCUUAAAGUUAUUUAAACUACGAAAUUUCAAUAAAAACAAAUAAGAACGCUAUGUGCAUAA
Molecule: messenger RNA, 3171 nt
Organism: Drosophila guanche
Lineage: Eukaryota; Metazoa; Arthropoda; Insecta; Diptera; Drosophilidae
Gene: drongo
Product: arf-GAP domain and FG repeat-containing protein 1
Exons: 6
Coding region: 136-2229 (697 amino acids)
Molecular function (GO): GTPase activator activity
Source: RefSeq, a predicted model, not a curated record